Molecule: messenger RNA, 1581 nt
Organism: Haliotis rufescens (red abalone)
Lineage: Eukaryota; Metazoa; Mollusca; Gastropoda; Lepetellida; Haliotidae
Product: neurofilament heavy polypeptide-like
Exons: 2
Coding region: 1-1581 (526 amino acids)
Source: RefSeq, a predicted model, not a curated record
AUGUCGCCGGGCCUGACUACCAGAUCCAUGCUAGUCGGCUCUUACAGCAGGCAUUGGUCACUGGGGACCACGCUACCCCGGAGUCCCAGCUUGAACAUGGAGUCAUGUAUAUAUGGAGCAGAGUCACCGGACAGGGAGCAGAGCCACCGGACAGGGAGCAGAGUCACCGGACAGGGAGCAGAGGGUCGCCGGACAGGGAGCAGAGUCACCGGACAGGGAGCAGAGGGUCGCCGGACAGGGAGCAGAGUCACCGGACAGGGAGCAGAGUCACCGGACAAGGAGCAGAGAGUCACCGGACAGGGAGCAGAGUCACCGGACAGGGAGCAGAGAGUCACCGGACAGGGAGCAGAGUCACCGGACAAUGAGCAGAGAGUCACCGGACAGGGAGCAGAGGGUCCCCGGACAGGGAGCAGAGUCACCGGACAGGGAGCAGAGUCACCCGACAGGGAGCAGAGGGUCGCCGGACAGGGAGCAGAGUCACCGGACAGGGAGCAGAGAGUCACCACACAGGGAGCAGAGAGUCGCCGGACAGGGAGCAGAGGGUCACCGGACAGGGAGCAGAGUCACAUGACAGGGAGCAGAGAGUCGCCGGUCAGGAAGCAGAGAGUCACCGGACAGGGAGUAGAGAGUCGCCGGUCAGGGAGGAGAUGGUCGCCGGACAGGGAGCAGAGUGUCGCCGGACAGGGAGCAGAGUCACCGGACAGGGAGCAGAGUCACCGGACAGGGAGCAGAGGGUCGCCGGACAGGGAGCAGAGUGUCGCCGGACAGGGAGCAGAGUCACCGGACAGGGAGCAGAGGGUCACCGGACAGGGAGCAGAGUCACAUGACAGGAAGCAGAGAGUCACCGGACAGGGAGUAGAGAGUCGCCGGUCAGGGAGGAGAGAGUCACCAGACAAGGAGCAGAGAGUCGCCGGUCAGGGAGCAGAGAGUCGCCGAUCAGGGAGCAGUGGGUCGUCGGUCAGGGAGCAGAGGGUCGCCGGACAGGGAGCAGAGAGUCGCCGGACAGGGAGCAGAGGGUCACCGGACAGGGAGCAGAGUCACAUGACAGGGAGCAGAGAGUCGCCGGUCAGGAAGCAGAGAGUCACCGGACAGGGAGUAGAGAGUCGCCGGUCAGGGAGGAGAUGGUCGCCGGACAGGGAGCAGAGUGUCGCCGGACAGGGAGCAGAGUCACCGGACAGGGAGCAGAGUCACCGGACAGGGAGCAGAGGGUCGCCGGACAGGGAGCAGAGUGUCGCCGGACAGGGAGCAGAGUCACCGGACAGGGAGCAGAGGGUCACCGGACAGGGAGCAGAGUCACAUGACAGGAAGCAGAGAGUCACCGGACAGGGAGUAGAGAGUCGCCGGUCAGGGAGGAGAGAGUCACCAGACAAGGAGCAGAGAGUCGCCGGUCAGGGAGCAGAGAGUCGCCGAUCAGGGAGCAGUGGGUCGUCGGUCAGGGAGCAGAGGGUCUCCGGACAGGGAGCAGAGAGUCGCCGGUCAGGGAGCAGAGAGUCACCACACAGGGAGCAGAGAGUCACCACACAGGGAACAGAGGGUCACCGGACAGGGAGCCGAGGCUCGCCGUGUACCCGUCCGGGUUGA